AUGAGUCACUUAAUGUCGUUACCCAUCGUGCUUCUGAAGGAGGGCACGGACAAGGCCCAGGGGAAGAGCCAAAUAAUUCGGAACAUAAACGCAUGCCAGAUUAUCGUGGACAUAAUAAAGACGACCCUUGGACCCCGGGGCAUGGACAAGCUUAUAUACACAGACAAAGAUGUGACAAUAACAAAUGAUGGUGCGACUGUGAUGAAUCUCCUGAACAUUUCUCACCCCGCAGCUUGCAUCCUAGUGGAUAUUGCCAAAUCACAAGAUGAAGAAGUAGGAGAUGGAACGACCUCCGUUGUUGUAGUAGCAGGAGAGUUAUUAAAUGAAGCGAAACAAUUAAUAAACGAUGGUAUAGAACCCAAUAUGAUAAUUGAUGGGUUCAGAAAUGCAUGCACGGUAGCUAUAAACAAAUUGAAUGACUUGAGUCUUAGGUUCGUAAGCAAAAGUGAAGAGGAAAAAAAAGAAAUCCUAAUUAAGUGUGCACAGACGGCAUUAAAUUCAAAGCUGGUUUCAAAUCACAAAGCCUUCUUUAGUGAACUUGUAGUCAAUGCUGUAUACAAACUAGGAGAGUACAUGGACAAAUCUAAUAUUGGUAUUAAGAAGGUGACAGGUGGUUCUUGCCUAGAUACACAACUCAUUUACGGAGUGGCUUUUAAAAAAACUUUCUCUUAUGCAGGAUUUGAACAACAACCCAAAAUAUUUUUGAACCCAAAAAUACUACUCCUAAAUGUAGAGCUAGAAUUAAAAGCAGAAAAGGAAAAUGCAGAAGUCAGGAUUGAUAACCCAAAUGAUUAUAAUUCCAUUGUACAGGCAGAAUGGGAAAUCAUUUUUAAAAAAUUGAAUUUAAUAAAAGAAAGUGGAGCAAAUAUUGUGUUGUCACGGCUACCCAUUGGAGAUAUAGCCACUCAGUUUUUUGCAGAUCACGAUAUUUUUUGUGCAGGCAGAGUGGAAGAUGCAGAUUUAAAAAGAACUGCAAGUGCAACAGGUGCCAUCAUACAAACAUCCCUCUUCAACUUGAAUGAAAGUAUAUUAGGUACCUGUGGUGUCUUUGAAGAAAUACAAAUUGGUAAUGAAAGAUAUAACAUAUUUAAAGAAUGUUUGAAGACCAAGUCAGUCACCAUUAUCCUCAGAGGAGGUGCGAAUCAAUUCAUUGAAGAGGUAGAGAGAUCGAUCAAUGACGCCAUUAUGAUUGUACUCAGAUGUAUCGGCAAUUCUGAAAUUGUUCCUGGAGCAGGAUCUAUUGAAAUGCAAUUAUCCAAGCACCUUAGAAUUUAUAGUAGAUCCAUUUGCAACAAGGAGCAAAUCGUUUUGUACUCUUUUGCCAAGGCUCUUGAAUCCAUUCCUAGACACCUCUCUCACAAUGCAGGUUAUGACUCAACAGACAUUUUAAAUAAACUCAGGAAAAAACACUCUGAGGAGACCAGCGAUAUUUGGUAUGGAGUGGACUGCCAGGAGGGAGACAUCAUCAAUGCGUAUGAACAUUGCAUUUUUGAAGUCACCAAAAUUAAGAGGAAUGUAAUUUACAGCGCCACUGAGGCUGCCUGCCUCAUCCUCUCCAUCGACGAGACGAUAAAGAACCCCGCCAGCAACGCAGACAAGGGCCCGCGAAACCCAUACGCAUGA
Messenger RNA from Plasmodium fragile, 1623 nucleotides. Its product is annotated as T-complex protein 1 subunit eta. The transcript is spliced from 2 exons. The coding region runs from base 1 to 1623 and encodes 540 amino acids. The record is from RefSeq and is a predicted model, not a curated record. Gene Ontology annotation, biological process: protein folding. Lineage: Eukaryota; Apicomplexa; Aconoidasida; Haemosporida; Plasmodiidae. Gene Ontology annotation, cellular component: chaperonin-containing T-complex. Gene Ontology annotation, molecular function: ATP binding; ATP-dependent protein folding chaperone; ATP hydrolysis activity.